Messenger RNA from Cavia porcellus (domestic guinea pig), 2480 nucleotides. RefSeq names its product FAD dependent oxidoreductase domain containing 1 (gene Foxred1). Gene Ontology annotation, cellular component: cytoplasm. Lineage: Eukaryota; Metazoa; Chordata; Mammalia; Rodentia; Caviidae. Gene Ontology annotation, biological process: mitochondrial respiratory chain complex I assembly. Gene Ontology annotation, molecular function: oxidoreductase activity. The coding region runs from base 1210 to 2109 and encodes 299 amino acids. The record is from RefSeq and is a predicted model, not a curated record. The transcript is spliced from 9 exons.
GGAAGACCUCAGUCCUUGGGGGCCCAGGGAACAGCAACUGUGCUUUGAACUUUAGACCUUGUUGAGACAUAGCCCCAUUUUUUUUCCUCCCUCAAACCAGGAUCCUUGACAAUAAGGUUUUUGCUUUUGAAAGCAGAUUCCACAAUGUUGGAUGUUUCCAGAUAACAAAGGUCUGCCCAAAAGACCUUGCGUGUCAGGCAAUUAAUUAAUGCAAACAGCUAUUGCAACUUUUAGAUUCCAUUGUUUUUGAGGGUUUUGUUUUGUUGUUUUCGAGACAAAAAGAGAGUCUUGCUAUGUAGCCAGGGCAUAUGUCACUGUCACUGGUACUUUUGAGGUUUCUUUUUUUUUCUUUGGUGCCAGGGAUUGAACUCAUGACCUCGUGUUCGCCAAGCAGGCACUUAUGCCACUGAGCUAAACCCCCAGCCCACUUUUGAGGUUUCUGCAGUUUAGUUCCUACUGCCAUUCCCGAUCUAGGCACAAGUCUUGGUACUUGGCCAUAUCCUUUCAUUUUCUAAUCAGUAAUCACAUGUUAAUCUCUCAUCCUUGGACUUCAUCACUAGCAUUACCAUUACCAUUUGGUUUCAUUGUGGCCUGCUGGGUUUUUGUUUUUUGAGACAGAGUUUUGCUAUGCAGUUCAGGCUGACCUUGAACUCACAGCAAUCUUCUUGCCUCAGCCUCCAGUGUGCUGGAAUUACAGGCAUGCAGCACCAAGCCCAGCUUGUCCAGCCCUUGGUAAUCACUGACCAUCACUGCUGUGCUCAGUUGCCAGUGGUGAUUUUAACACUGCCUUUGGGCUGCUGGUGGACCUGAUGUGGGUUUCUCCACUACAGCUGCUGUUAGGUUAUAAAUUUGCAAAGAGUUUUUCCGUAUAACUUUAGGUGUAGAACUCACAGCUCCCAUGCAGUAUUCCAUUAUGACAGCAUACUGGCAUAGCUCGGCUUUUCUGGUCUCUCUACAGUACUCCAAGGCCUCCACAGGACUUUCUGUGGGUGGGAUUCGUCAGCAGUUCUCACUGCCUCAGAACGUCCAGCUCUCCCUCUUUGCAAUCGACUUUCUACGCAACAUCAAUGAGCACUUAGCUGUGGCCGAUGCCCCUCCCGUGGACCUCCAGUUUAACCCCUCGGGUUACCUUUUGCUUGCUUCAGAAGAGGGUGCUGCUGUCUUGGAAAGCAAUGUGAGGAUGCAGAGGAAGGGGCCAAAAUUUGUCUGAUGUCCCCUGCGCAGCUGCAAAAGAAGUUUCCCUGGAUAAACGUGGAGGGCGUGGCCCUGGCAUCUUAUGGGAUGGAGAACGAAGGUUGGUUUGACCCCUGGUCUCUGCUUCAGGGGCUUCGGCGAAAGGUUCAGUCCAUGGGAGUCUUCUUCUGCCAGGGAGAGGUGACACGUUUUGUUACAUCAUCAAGCCGCAUGAGGACCUCCGUUGGGGAGGAGGUGAACUUGAAAAGAAUCCACGAAGUCCACGUCAAGAUGGACAACAGCCUGGAGUACCAGCCAGUAAAAUGUGCCAUUGUGAUCAACGCCGCGGGAGCCUGGUCCGGGCAGGUUGCGGAGCUGGCCGGGGUCGGGAAGGGGCCGCCGGGCACCCUGCAGGGCACCAAGCUACCUGUGGAGCCGAGGAAAAGGUUUGUGUACUUGUGGCACUGCCCCCAAGGGCCAGGCCUGGAGACGCCCCUGAUUACAGACACCAAUGGAGUGUAUUUCCGCCGAGAAGGACUAGGCAAAAACUACGUAGGUGGCCGAAGCCCCACAGAGGAGGAGGAACCUGACCCAGCCAAUCUGGAAGUGGACCAUGAUUUCUUCCAGAACAAAGUGUGGCCCCAUUUGGCGCAGCGGGUGCCAGCAUUCGAGAGUCUCAAGGUCCGCAGCGCCUGGGCUGGCUACUAUGACUACAACACCUUUGACCAGAAUGGCGUGGUGGGCCCCCACCCACUAGUGGUCAACAUGUACUUUGCUACGGGCUUCAGCGGCCAUGGUCUCCAGCACGCCGUGGGCGUGGGGCGAGCUGUGGCUGAGAUACUGCUGAACGGCCACUUCCAGACCAUCGACUUGACCCCCUUCCUCUUCAGCCGCUUCUAUUUGGAGGAGAAGGUCCUGGAGCAGAACAUCAUCUGAGCAUGUGCACUCCACACUGGCCCCACUGCCAGGUCUUCCCAGCAGUGCGCCAGGCCUUGUUCCCUGGCCCACCACCCUCUUUUUUUUUUUUUUUUUUUUUUUUCGUUUUUAUUGGUACCAGGGAUGGAACUCACGACUGCCUGCUUUCAAGGCAGGCACUUAUGCCACUGAGCUAAAUCCCCAGCCCCUGGUCCACCGCCCUCAAUCUGGCUGGGCAACCCAGUCACAGAGCCCCAUGCUGGCAGCGAGCGGCAGGGCGGGACCCUUGGCCUGAGCCCCUGCUAGGCUGACAUCUCCCAAGGUGGCCCUGGCCCAGAUGCACUGACUUGUCAGCCCUAGUUGUUGAUCCAUAAAUGUGAUGAACCCUUUCA